AUGGCAAAGCGCGGAGCGGAAGAGGGAGCUCAUCAACCGUUGAAAGCGGGAGAUCGCCCGCCGGUGGAAGACACACAGCUAGAAGGGGACGAUUUCGAAGACGAAUACGAGGACGAAUUCGAGAGCGAAGAUGAAGACGAAAUUCUCGAGGCCGGUGUCGAUGGCCGCCCUGAUGAGGAGUUGGAGGCAGAAAGAAGUAAGUAGAAAUAUCCAUGUUUUGAACUUCACCAGGGUCGGCCUCAGGAAUACUACUACUAGCUGCUUCUCGUGUUGAGAUCCAAGAAUACUUCUUGGAAGACGUACUAACCUUCUCCAGGCGCAAUGGAUGUCGACCAGGAAACAUUCAUACCCGGGCGGCACAAACUAGAUGCUGGCCAGACCCUUGCACCGGAUCUGUCAACGUAUGAAAUGCUCCACACUCUCGAGCCAACAUGGCCAUGUCUCUCUUUCGACAUCCUCAAAGACAACCUGGGCGAGCGCAAGUCCUACCCUGCGACAAUGUACGCCGUUGCAGGCACGCAGGCCGCCCAAGGACAAGAGAAAAACAACCAGAUCAUGGUCAUGAAGCUCUCCGGUCUCUCACGCAACGACAAGGCCGCGAACAUCGACUCGGAAGAUGAAGAGGACGACGACGACGACGAAUAUUCCGACCCCAUCCUCGAGACUAAAGCGAUUCCGUUGAACUGCACGACCAAUCGCAUUCGCGCUCACCAAUCACCCCAAGCGAGCUCUUCCAAUCCUCCAACGACCAUCGCGGCUGCUAUGCAAGAAUCCGGCGACGUCCUGAUCCACGACAUCACACCGCAUCUCCAGUCCUUCGACACACCGGGCUUCCAGAUUCCCCAGCAUGCCAACAAGCCCCUCAGCACGAUCCGAGCACACAAGAAGAACGAGGGCUACGCUCUAGACUGGUCUCCGCUCGUUCCCCUCGGAAAGCUACUGACCGGCGACUCUGCCGGCUCGAUCUACAGCACGACACGCACCGAGGGCGGCGGCUUCGUAACGGACACAAACCCCUACCUCGGCCACACGUCUUCCGUCGAAGAACUCCAAUGGUCGCCCUCGGAACGCAACGUCUUCGCAUCGGGCUCCGCAGACGGCACGGUCAAGAUCUGGGACGCCCGAGCCAAGGACCGCAAACACGCCAUCUCCGUCCAAGUCUCCCAAUCCGACGUCAACGUCCUCUCCUGGUCCCAUCAGACCCCUCACCUCCUAGCUUCCGGCCACGACGACGGCACAUGGUCCGUCUGGGACCUGCGCCAGUGGAAAUCCCCCGACACGGCCGCGAAAUCGAAGCCCGUGGCGAAUUUCAAUUUCCACCUGGGCCAGAUCACGAGUCUCGAAUGGCACCCCACAGACGACAGUAUUAUUUCUGUAUGUGCUGGGGACGACAUGCUCACGUUGUGGGACUUGGCCGUGGAGUUGGACGACGAGGAGAGCAAGUACACGGCGGACGCCAAGGACGUUCCGCCGCAGCUGUUGUUCAUUCACUACUCUCAGCAAGUGAAAGAGGCUCACUGGCAUCCCCAGAUCCCGGGUGCUCUCAUGGCCACUGGCGGGUCCGGCUUCCACGCGUUCAAGACCAUAAGUGUAUAG
Lecanosticta acicola is the source of this 1596-nucleotide messenger RNA. NCBI's taxonomy places the organism in Eukaryota, Fungi, Ascomycota, Dothideomycetes, Mycosphaerellales, Mycosphaerellaceae. The record is from the annotation of a GenBank genome assembly.